AAGCAUUAUUAAAAUUUAAUUUUCCAUCGUUAAGUGUUAUUGUUUACGAUUAUAAAGAUCCAGAAUUGAAAAUGAGUGUUGAAGAAUGUAAAACAUAUGCUAAAACAAAUUAUAAAGAUUUUCCUGCGUCAUCGCGGACAAUUCAGAGUCUCAUAUUUCCAUCAGCUGUUGAAGAUACAGCAUUAUAA
Didymodactylos carnosus is the source of this 188-nucleotide messenger RNA. The record is from the annotation of a GenBank genome assembly. Lineage: Eukaryota; Metazoa; Rotifera; Eurotatoria; Philodinida; Philodinidae.